UCUCCUCGAGAAGCACAAUUUGUCCAAAUUCAUACCAAACUCCACCGUCCCUACCUAUUUUCCCCUUUACGUCUCAAUUUCUUUCCUAUAAAACCCUAACAUCUCCCCUAAUUCUCAAUUUCCCAAUCAAUCAAAUUCCCAAAUUCUAUUUCUCUCAUUCAUAUGGAAGCUCCAAUUCUCAUUUCUUCAAUCCCUAAUCUCUUCUCUUUCUUCACUUUUUUUCUCAUCAUUUACCUCGUUGCUUACUUCAUCAUCUUCCGUUCAUGGAAACCCAAGCUCCGUCCAGAAGCUUCCAGCUGCGCCAUCUCCUUACUCCACGGCACCCCCGCCGUAUUCUUUGCCGUUACUUCCCUACUCGCCGACCCUGAUCGUGACUUUCACUCGCCCAACACCCCUUUACAAAACCUCGUCCUUGACUACAGCAUUUCCUAUUUCUUAAUGGACCUAACCCACUACCUGAUUUUUUACCCUAGUGAUGUUCUCUUCAUCGGCCACCACCUCGCUACCCUGUUCGUUUUCGUCACGUGCCGGUACGUGGUGUACCACGGAGCGUAUGCGAUUCUCGUGCUUUUGAUUCUUGCGGAAGUUACUAGCUUCAUACAGAACACGUGGACUCUCGCGAAUGCUCGGAAAUCGGACGUGGAGUUCGCUGCUAAGGUUUAUGCUUUACUUUCGCCUCCGUUUUAUGUUCUGUAUUCGUUGGUCAGAGGUAUUGCUGGGCCGUAUUUUGUGUAUAGGAUGUUUACGUAUUAUUUUAGUGGGGCUGCUAAUAAUGUGAUACCUAGAUGGAUUUGGAUAUCUUGGGUUUUUGUUGUUGUUACUGCUAUUUCCGUUAGUAUACUGUGGAUUUCCAAUCUUUGGGUUGAGUUGUAUAGAGAAAGGAGUAGGGAACUUGAGAGAAAAGUUAGGUGAGUUGAAUAUUACUGUGUGUUUACAGAUUAAGCAUAUAUGGAUUUGAUUGAUGAGAUGAUAAUUGAAGAAAAAUCAAAUCUUUUGUUGUUGCACUUGUUGCAUUAUGCAGUUGUGGUGUAUACUGGUGUUGGUGCUGCGGCAGAGCCAGGAAUUCUAACUUGGGGAUUAAAAAAAUGCAAAAAUGCAAUACCUAAAAAGAUUAUGUUAAGGGGAUUCAACAGUUUAUAUAUACUAGAAAGUUUGCUUUUGCGCUAAUUGCACAGUGUAAUUUCUGGACGAAAGGAUGUUUAAUUGAAUGAACUUUCUUACCUUUACCUCCACUAUUCGGUGUUGGAAGGCAUAACUUCAGGAUUAUGUUUUCUCUAUAGCUUUUUACACUCUUAAAUUACCUACAAAGAGUAGGUAGAAAACAAUUAAGUGAUAUGCAGAAUUAAAUUGAAGGUUUUGGUUAACUU
Nicotiana tabacum (common tobacco) is the source of this 1367-nucleotide messenger RNA. RefSeq names its product TLC domain-containing protein At5g14285-like. Lineage: Eukaryota; Viridiplantae; Streptophyta; Magnoliopsida; Solanales; Solanaceae. Gene Ontology annotation, cellular component: membrane. The record is from RefSeq and is a predicted model, not a curated record.